CAAAUUUUCAAGUCAUCUGCGUAUAGGACCAUAGGGGAGUCGGUGAGCAGAGAUAUCUCAUUGACCUUGAGCAUACGGGAUAAUUUCAGCCCGUUAAUUAUGAAGAAUAACUACUAGGAAGAAUAUCAAGACUACUAAAAAUAAAGAGUUUUUCUUAUAACAUAAGCAUCAUUGUUUAGCAGGUGUAAUAUAUGUUCAUCCAAACAUGCCGUUUUAUCGCUGUUGAUAGGUUGAAGGCUGUGCGCAAGCGCUUUUGGCUCCAUAACGCUUUUUUAGCUUGAAAAGUUGCGUUACAGUUGCGGGUUCUACAGUUAUUGCGACGAGACAUCCUUAUUCCUGGAAAAAUAAUCUGGGUAAUUUCCCUUAACUGAGUCCUGAUACUAUUGCGUCGCUUCGCUCCAACGAAUGUCUCGUCCACCAAAUAAUUUUUCAUGGGUGUCGAGUUCUGUGGCUGGAUUCGCAUUUCCAUACGAAGAAUCUGAAAUGAAAUACUUAGUACAUGAUGCUGGGAUAUCACAUGUUAUAACUAUGUGCCAAGAGGCUCCCAGUUUCCCCUCUGAUUUAAAGAUGAAACAUUAUCACCUGCCAGUAGAAGACCUAUCUGCUGCAAGUUUACCUAUUAUUCAGAAGGCUAUGGAAAUAAUCAAACAGGCUGAAGCAAAAAAUGAGAAAGUUGGUGUUCACUGUCAACUUGGGAGAGGUCGUGCAGGAACAAUCUUAGCUUGCUAUCUUGCUUACAAAAAUAAUCUUAGUGGAAGUGAAGCUAUUCGAGAAUUGCGUCGUCUUAGGCCGAAAUCAAUUGAUGAAGAACAAGAAGAAGCCGUGAGAAAAUAUGCCAAAUAUAUUCAACAGUCAACUUUAAUUGGCUGA
Messenger RNA from Trichobilharzia szidati, 870 nucleotides. Lineage: Eukaryota; Metazoa; Platyhelminthes; Trematoda; Strigeidida; Schistosomatidae. The record is from the annotation of a GenBank genome assembly.